Cucumis sativus (cucumber) is the source of this 958-nucleotide messenger RNA. Its product is annotated as auxin-responsive protein IAA29. Gene Ontology annotation, molecular function: protein binding. Gene Ontology annotation, cellular component: nucleus. The record is from RefSeq and is a predicted model, not a curated record. The coding region runs from base 124 to 780 and encodes 218 amino acids. Gene Ontology annotation, biological process: regulation of DNA-templated transcription. The transcript is spliced from 4 exons. NCBI's taxonomy places the organism in Eukaryota, Viridiplantae, Streptophyta, Magnoliopsida, Cucurbitales, Cucurbitaceae.
UGUCCCACACCCGCACGCACAACCCCUCUUCUCCUUUUAAACCCACAUCCUCUUUCCAAUUUCCAUAAUUCAAAUUCAUCUUUUGUUCUCACAUUUUCUUCAAUCAAUCUCUUCCCCUACCUAAUGGCUAUGGAGCUUCAACUUGGUCUUGCUUUAAUCCCCACCAAUCCCAUCAAACCCUUCGACUUAAACACCCAUAACAACAAUCCCAUUUCCUUGGUUUUUGAUUCUAUCAAUCACAAAAAGCGUUCUCGUCAUCUCGACUCCCCUGCGACAUUUCGUCAAACACUUCCUCUGCUUCUUUGGAAUGACCAUCCCAAUGAUGGCGAUGACGAUGACCCUAAUGACCCCCAUUCUGCCUCCUCUAAUGAUUCAGACGAGGAGGAGGAAGAGGAGAAUGGGCUUGUGGGAUGGCCGCCGCUUAAGAAGAGGAGGAAGAGUCUUUUUAUGAAGGAAGGGGUUGGACGGAGAGCGGUGAUCCGCCGUCCAGCGGUGAAGAACGACGGCGUGUUUUGGAGAGGAUUGGAUUUGAAUAAUUCUCGAUACGUGAAAGUGAAGAUGGAGGGAGUGGGAAUUGCUAGGAAGGUUGAUUUGAGGGAACAUCAUUCUUUUGAUGCGCUUAGAGCUACUUUGAUGAAGAUGUUUGAUGAAACGAAUUCGGAGGGUUACAAACUCACUUUCCAGAAUACCAAGGGUGAAUGGUUACUUGCUGAGAACGUAACUUGGAGGAAUUUCAUCGGAACUGUUCAACGGAUCAAUCUGGAAAAGAAGUCCGGGUGAUGAGUGAUGAGUGAUGAGGGUUUACCGGCGGUGGGUUGUCAGAGAAUCGGAUGCUGUCUAAUUAAAAUAUAUCUCUUAUGUUUUUUUGUUUUAAAAUAGCAGUUUUUUAAGUUUGAAUGACUGUAUAUGUAAUGAUAUAUUGAGAAAACUUAAACUUUAGAUUAUCUUUUUGACCUUA